This is a messenger RNA of Pochonia chlamydosporia 170, 1194 nucleotides long. Its product is annotated as WD domain-containing protein. Gene Ontology annotation, cellular component: SMN complex. NCBI's taxonomy places the organism in Eukaryota, Fungi, Ascomycota, Sordariomycetes, Hypocreales, Clavicipitaceae. Gene Ontology annotation, molecular function: RNA binding; protein binding. The record is from RefSeq and is a predicted model, not a curated record. Gene Ontology annotation, biological process: spliceosomal snRNP assembly. The transcript is spliced from 5 exons. Bases 1 to 1194 code for a protein of 397 amino acids.
AUGGCCUCCGAACCACCACGGCAAUAUGUACCGCUGACCUGCCAUGGCCACUCACGCCCUGUUCCUCACAUGAGCUUCUCACACCUGGAAAAGGAGGAAACAUAUUACAUGAUCUCCGCAUGCAAAGAUGGUAACCCAAUGCUUCGAGAUGGCGUUACUGGAGAUUGGAUUGGCACCUUUAUUGGUCAUAAGGGCGCAGUCUGGCAAGCUAGAUUGAGCCCAGACGCUUCCAAUGCUGCUACUGCAUCCGCAGAUUUCACAGCCAAAAUAUGGGACACGCAUACGGGAGAGUUACUGUAUAGCCUCCAGCACGAGCACAUCGUCAGGGCUGUUGCCUACCCUCCCGACAAUUCGGAUCUAGUUGCAACCGGUGGCAUGGAGAAGAAGCUUCGUGUAUUCGACCUCGCCGAGCUUGCGAAUUCGAACCCCGGAACUCCUGCCACAAUUCCAGCCUCAGCCGGAUUCGAGAUUGGAGAGGGCGUUCAUACCAGUUCCAUCAAGUUCAUCUGCUGGACAAGGGACCCGAACAUUGUUGUUACCGCAUCCGAUAAGACUAUCCGCUGGCUUGACUUACCGAGCAGAUCCUGUAUUAAACACGAGGUUCUUGACGGAGAAAUCAAAUCUUGUGAAGUGGUCUCUGUUGCCCCGGAUUUGGCGUCACCGAGUGAUAUUGGUGGCGGGAAACCGGUUUUGGCGGUCUCUGCUGGUAAGACGGUCUACUUCUGGGGAGGAGACCAGGCCAUGGACGAGCUGAAGCGCAUUGUCCUGCCAUAUUCUAUUGCUAGUGUCGGACUUGAUGUCAAGGGACGCAAGAUUGUGGUUGGAGAGGAGCCCGGAACGUGGGCCAAGGUAAUUCGGUACGAUGAUGAGGUUGAAAUUGACACCCAUAAAGGACACCACGGUCCAAUUUGGUCCAUCGCCUUUUCGCCUGAUAGCAAACUGUAUGCUACUGCGUCAGAGGAUGACCGAAGCACCAUUGCCAUCGCAGCAGCCGCCAGUCGAGAUGGCUAUCGAGGAAGCCAUAACUUGAGGCUUUCUGCUGGCAGUAGCAGAGAAUCAGAGGGAAGCACUGAUUCCACCAGUGCCUCGAGUGACGGCACGUUGCACACUCUCAAAACCCUGAGCCAAGCCACCAGCGCCAGAACCAGCGACGAGUACGGGACAAAGGACAUAUGCGAAGGCCCGGAGCUUUGA